AUGAAGAUCUUAGAGGCGCAAUCAGCUACGUUGACCAAUUUUGAGGUCUAUACACAUUUAAAAGAUAUUCAAAAUAAACACCGUACAGGAGGAAGAAGACCAGGAAAUCUUGACAAUGUUAUGAAGGAGUUAAUGCAAUACUUCGAAGAAGCUCCAUCGCCUCUCGCACAAAAGCCUUGUCCAUAUAAACCUGAUACAAUCAAGAUCCUCCUUGAACGACUUCGUUCUUUCGACUUGACCAAAGCUGAAAUCCUUAUGAUAAUUAAUCACCGACCAACAUCAAUGGAGAAUCUGAAUAUCAUAAUCGAAGAGUUGGAGUUGAGGUUUCCAGAUGAGAAUGAUCAGUGGGCAAUUAUAGAUGUUGUCAAAGAGGUGCUCGGUGCAGAGGACGCGGACGAAAUGAAGCAGACUAUGGCGGAUAAUACCGAAAACGCCAAGAAGGAUGAACAGAAAAGACAACAGGAUGAAGAGAGAAGAUACCAGGCUAUGUUAAUGGAUGAAUCGUAA
Messenger RNA from Sclerotinia borealis F-4128, 507 nucleotides. The record is from the annotation of a GenBank genome assembly. NCBI's taxonomy places the organism in Eukaryota, Fungi, Ascomycota, Leotiomycetes, Helotiales, Sclerotiniaceae.